Molecule: messenger RNA, 2797 nt
Organism: Lepisosteus oculatus (spotted gar)
Lineage: Eukaryota; Metazoa; Chordata; Actinopteri; Semionotiformes; Lepisosteidae
Gene: hmbox1a
Product: homeobox containing 1a
Biological process (GO): positive regulation of DNA-templated transcription
Cellular component (GO): nucleus
Molecular function (GO): double-stranded telomeric DNA binding
Source: RefSeq, a predicted model, not a curated record
UGAGAAACUACGGUUCCCGACGAACCUCAUUCUGCUUUCUGAUGUUGAUGUCAAUAUGGCUGCUGUCAGACAGACAAAGGCAAGUCAGUCUAGUCUCUGACUGAAAUCAAAUUAGAAGGAAAAGGACAGCAAGGGUUUCAAAAAAUAACUCGUGUAUGUUUUGUUUCGGUGCUAAAUUCGCGGGAUCACUCUAGGAAUUUAUUUGUAUUCCUGUUAUUAAAUGGUGUGGUGGACGGAGGCCCAAGAUAAACUGAUAAAGAAUGUCACACUACACUGAUGAGCCACGGUUCACCAUUGAGCAGAUUGACCUGCUGCAACGUUUACGGCGGACGGGCAUGACCAAGCAUGAGAUCCUGCAUGCCCUGGACACCCUGGACCGGUUAGACCGAGAGCACGGGGACAAGUUUGGGCGCCGGCCAGCCUACGGUGGGGGAGGUGGGAGCGGCACCACAACCACCACCACCACCUCGACCAACAAUAGUAACAACGUGGCAGCCUCUUCGUCCACCACCACCAUUGCCACCCAGACCCAGUACCGAGGGCUUUCUCCCUCCCCCAGCAACAGCUACGACACAUCACCACCUCCCAGCGCCGCCACAGCCAAUCAGAACGGCCGGGAGAGCAUGUCCGCCACUCCCAACGGCAAGUUGUCGCCCAGCCGCUACACUGUUAACAGCGUAGGGGCGAGGUCAUACAGCUUCGAGGCUACCGAAGAGGAUCUGGACAUCGAUGACAAAGUGGAGGAACUCAUGAGGAGGGACAGCAGUAUCAUCAAAGAGGAGAUCAAGGCCUUCCUGGCCAACAGGCGGAUCUCCCAGGCCGUAGUUGCCCAGGUUACAGGCAUCAGUCAGAGUCGGAUCUCCCACUGGCUGCUGCAGCAGGGCUCUGACCUCAGUGAACAGAAGAAAAGAGCCUUCUAUCGAUGGUAUCAGCUGGAGAAAACCACCCCAGGUGCCACCUUGAACAUGCGCCCAGCCCCUCUAGCGAUGGAGGACUCAGAGUGGAGGCAGACGCCACCCCCCGUCAGCUCCACGCCGGGCAGCUUCCGUCUGCGACGCGGCAGCCGCUUCACCUGGAGGAAAGAGUGCCUGGCAGUGAUGGAGAGCUAUUUCAAUGAAAAUCAGUACCCAGAUGAGGCAAAGCGUGAAGAGAUUGCCAAUGCUUGCAACGCUGUCAUUCAGAAACCAGGGAAGAAGCUGUCAGACCUAGAGAGAGUCACAUCACUGAAGGUCUAUAACUGGUUCGCAAACCGGCGGAAGGAAAUCAAAAGAAGAGCUAAUAUUGAAGCAGCAAUCCUGGAGAGCCAUGGCAUAGAUGUGCAGAGCCCUGGAGGACACUCCAACAGCGAUGACAUCGAUGGCAAUGACUACUCUGAGCAGGACGACAACACCAGCCACAGUGACCACCAGGAUCCCAUCUCGCUUGCUGUAGAGAUGGCAGCUGUCAAUCACACCAUCCUGGCCCUGGCACGGCAGGGGGGCGCCGGGGAGAUCAAGACAGAGGUGCUGGACGACGACUGAGGCCGUAUGGGGAGGAGAGGGGCAGUGAUGCUGGGAAAGGGGUCUGUGUGCUUGUGUGCGCGUGUGCGCUUCUCCGUGUGUGUGUGUGUGCAUGUGGAGCGGGGGAAGGCAUUAUACGGUGACCAAAACUAUGCGUAGGCCAUAGAUUUAGAUCUGCUGUGAGUCCUUAAUUUAUCUACCCCCCCCACCCCUUUCUUGCGCCCCUGUCUCCUUCAGCAGGUAAAUGUCUGUAACAGGAAUAUGUAUUAAGCCGUCGUCUGUUGAAAUAUAGAUUUUUAUGAAACCCUACAUACCUCCCUUUGGCAUGGUGCCGUUUGCCUUGGCUUUUACACGCCUAGCGUGACAGAAAAUGGCCGCCACCUGUCCCCCCUCACCACUCCCCCCGCCACCUGUGGCCAGCCUCUCUCCUCCAGGUUUCCAGCAGGUGAAUACUGCCCCUCGCCCCCUUCUUCCGCUCUUUCCUUCCACAAAGCGGAAGUAUUAAAUGUCCCUUCUCACUUCUGCUCAUGCCAGUGUGUUCGCUAUGCUCCUCCACAGGGGAGGGGGACACUGUGUACAUGAGGGUGCUCAGAGCCUUCACAUUUCUCCCAGUUCUGUGCAGUAUUAGUAUUAGAGGAAGUGUUCUGUUAUUACCAUCAGAAAGAAUGGAGCAGCUGUUGUAGUCUUGGGUAGAACGUGGUUUGAAAUAUCCAUCUCUUUAAGCACAGGUUCUUCUCGUUGACAGCUGACAGUUCAUUAGUGUAGCAGAGCACGGCAUGUUAUGUUGAUCAAUGGUACUUUGUUAGUGGUUAUCCAUCAUAAGGAUUUUACUGAUCUUCCUGUUUGUUUUUGUUCUUUGUCAAAUACUAGAAACUCAGGCCCUCCAUUAACAUGUUAAAAAAUACUAAAUACUACAUCAAUGGAAAAGCUCAUAAAGUUUAUUAAUAGAGGACUGAAAUAAGUCGUAUUCCUUCAUUAACAGACUUCUAAAAGGUUUUCUUUUUUAUGACUUACUCUGCAAUGGGAAUAGCAGGUCUUAGCAUUUGCCAUUUACACGCUAGUGAGAAAGUAAAAAAAAAAACAUGCCAUGAUACCAAAUAAAAGAAUACCAUAGCAUACCACUAGGUGCUAGUCUGUGGCCCCGACUUUAUGUAAUUGAAAUGGAGCUGUUUCUCCCAAAUACCUGAUUCUUUUGAAAUUCAACAGAGUCUACAGAGCAUUCUUCAAACAACGAGGUAUAUCCUAUUGAUAUCAGUAUUGCAAAAACUGAGAUGGAAGCAGUGCAUCUUUCAGAAUUA